AUGCCUCCAACCCUCGAUGCGGAUUUUCACGGGGAUACGAUCGUUGUCAAAGGCGAAUACGCUUGGGACCGCACUCGAGAAAGCAUGGAAAGCGAGGUCGACCUCGACGUAGGACAUCUUCUAGCUCAACUCAGCGGUGGCCAGCACCUCUCAUCCCCAGACUUAGAAGAGGAACUCUCCACCGAGAACCUCCCCACCGAUUCCAGCUCCCGAAUCGACCACUCCGCCAACCGCGCACCAAGACAGAGACACAAACUGAACACAGCAACAAUGGAGGAGCGUCUGAUACAGAUGCAGGAGGUUCGACCACUGCCAUGGCGCGAUGGUGUUGAACCUGGCGCAGAGAACGAGACAGGCGGGGAGUCACGGAGGAAACAGAUCAGAUUUGGUUGUCUGCUGGCAACGCGCGGAGAGAUACAAGAAGUGCCCUGCAAUAGUUGCGCCAAUGGGAGAGGCAAAUUCAGACACUGUAUUGCGUUGGAGGGGUUCUUCAAGGGAGCGUGCGCGUCUUGUCAAUUAUCUGGCCGGCCAAAUCGAUGUUCCAUCAAGAAGAAUGAUGAUACUAUCGAAAGUCCAACGGCCAACACGCCUGGGAACGCGCCAUCGAGAAACCCGAGUCAAUAUCAGCCUUCCUCCGAUCCACAGCCAAAGCGCAGAAAAACAGAUACAGUACCAGACUGGGAAUCCGCCAGACCUCAGUGGGAACAAGAGCUGGGCGAGUCCCAUGCAAGACAGCAGAUGAGUGAGAUAGGACAACGGUCCUGGGCGACAGUCAACUCGCCAACAUCGAUGCCUAUGGGUGGGAGUGGAUUGAGCGGACCUGGUUCUAGAAAUCCAUCUCAAUCCUUAGAGCAUCGGAACUCGAUGGGCUGGGCAGCGGUUAAUCAACCUCCUGCUGGCCCAGGUCCGGCGACGUUUGCCAACGUGGGAGAAAGUAAUGGCGGCGGAAGCUAUAGGAGCACAGUUGAGCAAGGCAGACGAGAAGAGACUAGCAUGAUCGAAGAUGGAUCAGUGGCUCUCAUCGAUACUCUGCCAAAGAGCAAGCAGCGCCAGGUCUAUAUGCUUGUUUCUGGUCUACAGAGCGGUAUCAGUCACCUCCAGAGAGAGCUUGAGGCACUUAAAAAGGCGCUGGGAAUCGAUGAUGAUUAA
This is a messenger RNA of Mollisia scopiformis, 1149 nucleotides long. RefSeq lists its product as uncharacterized. The record is from RefSeq and is a predicted model, not a curated record. Bases 1 to 1149 code for a protein of 382 amino acids. The transcript has 2 exons. NCBI's taxonomy places the organism in Eukaryota, Fungi, Ascomycota, Leotiomycetes, Helotiales, Mollisiaceae.